AUGGCAGAUUCAUCCAGUGAUUCAGACAACUUUCUUAGGGGUCGAAUAGGAAGGCGGCCACCUUUGAGAGCAUCCCACAACAGAGCUCGGAACUAUGGUGCUGAAGAAGUUACAGAGAAGAUCCAUACUUUAGCAAGCACUUUACAGGAUACCAACAGAAAUCUAAGAUAUGUUGACCGUUUGCUAGGACAAUACAGAGAAUACAACAAGGAACAAACCGAAGCAAUAGCAACUUUAAAAGAAACACUGGAACAGUCUAUAGGUCAAUUAAGGAGCCAACGAUUAACCCGAAACUCUGGAAUGAGAAGUGCUUCUCUCUCAAGCUUAUACCCUAGUGAUCUGGAUGGAGAAGGAGUGUCAGGGAAGCGCCACUUCCUGCCUACUUCUACUCUCAGGGAUUAUGGAGACUCACAGGGCAAUAAACAUCGAAGGUCUAGAUCUGCAAGUGUUCGAUUUGUCAAUGAGGCAGAUAAUUUGGACCAGCUGCAUUCUUUCCACCAGUCUCUUCGAGAUCUCAGUAGUGAACAAGUUCGCCUAGGAGAUGACAUCAGUCGUGAACUUUCAAGAAGAAAUCGAACUGAUGCUGAAUUAAGAAAGACGCUAGAAGAAUUGUCUGAAAAGCUCACGGAGUCCCAAAGACAAGAAACGGUAUCAGAACGGGUAGAGAGAAGACUUCAGGAGAUAGAACAAGAAAUGCGUGCUGAAAGACAGCUUGUAGAAAGGCGCCAGGACCAACUGGGACAUAUGUCUCUUCAAUUACAAGAGGCUUUAAGGAAGCAAGAUGCUAAAGCAGAUGAAACAGAAGAACUCAUGAAAAAUAAACUUGUGAAAUAUGAAAGUGAAAAGAACCAACUUGAGCAGGAAUUGGAGCAGUCCCGGAAAAAGUUGAAUGAAUCAGAAGGCAGUAGAGAAGCUCUUUUGCAUCAGAUUGAGGAUCUUCGUUCCCAACUUUUGAGAGCAGAAGAUGACCGUGUAGAGUUGCAACAUCAAAUUUCACAUGUUGCUAUGCACCGCCAGAGCUACCAGGAUGUACAAGAUGAUGAAAGGAGAAUUAAAACAGUAGCUGAAAGAUAUGAGAGAGAGAAGCAAGAACUGGAGAAACAUAUUUUAGAGCUUAAAGCAAAGCUGAGUCAUAAUGCUGUAAUGUCAGAGGUAGAACAACUAAAGAGAUGCAUAGAGCGUAAGGACAAGGAGAAAGCACAGCUUGUAAUGCACAUACAGGUGUUAACAUCUGACCUGGAAAACAGGGAGAAGCAGCAGGAAAAAAUGCUGGACCAGCUAAAGGAGAUACAGAGUUGCUACAAGGCUUGUGAGAACGGACGUAGACAAACUGAACUCCAGUCUGCUGAGUUAGCUCAACAGGUUGAAGAGAGUACCAAGGAAGCAGAACGGUACCUUACUGAAUUCAAGCAUUCAGAGGCACUCAGGCUGGAGACUGAGAAAAAAAGUGAAGAUUUGAAGGUGAGAGCACAGGAAACCAUCCGCCAAUGGAAGCUGAAAUGUAAGAAACUAGAUCGUGAGGUGGAAAAACAAAAUGAAACUAUCAACCAACUGACGGCCAAGAACAGUCAGGCCCUCAAGGAAAAGGAUGACCUCAGAAGUCAACUUCUCUCUGCUAUACACCAAAUAGAAAACCUUCGGAAAGAGCUGAAUGAUGUGCUCACAAAGAGAGCCCAGCAGGAAGAACUCCUCCACUGCAAAGAGGUAAAACUGACUGAAAUGAAGUCUCACCAGGUAUCUCUUGAAGAAGAGAUCAAAGAAGUUCAAGGUACUGUAAAUAAACUGGAGAAUGAGUUGAAAAAGCAAGUCUUUUUACAAAAUCAAAUGCAAGCUGAAAAGGAACACUUGGAGACAGAACUUGCAACUAGUAACUUGAUCCAUAAAAAAGACCAAGAAAGACUCUUAGAAAUGCAAGCAGAUGUAAAAAACUUAAGCUCUGUACGUGUGGAACUAACAAACAGAAUAGCAGAAGAGGAGAAAGUCAAAAAGGAAUUACAUCAGACUAACAGGCAGCUGAAGAUGGAAAGAGAAGUUCACCAACAGGAGUUGGCAGAUCUUAGAUCAGAGUUACAAAAUGUUAAAAUCAAACAUGAACGAAAUGUUCAAGAGCUCAUGAAACUCCUUAAACAAGAAAAGGAUGAUGCAGAGGCUCAGAUUAGAAUGCUAAAGAUGGAACUUGUAGAAGAGAAAAACUUAGUCAAGACUCAGUGUCGACAACUGGAGAAGAUAAAAAUGGAGUGUGAUAAAUUGACAGAAGAAUUAACCCAAAAUGAAGAGGAAAAUAUAAAACUCAGGCGGAAAUGUGAGUUUGUAAAACAAGAACUGGAGAAAAAGGAUAAACAGAUCAGCAAUGAAGAAGAUAAUUUGAGAAGGAUGGAUGAGGCCAGACUGCAGUUUAAGGAUCAGCUGUGUCACUUAGAAAUGGAACAGAAAUCCAUUCUCACCAUGAUAGGAAGUGAAAUUGAUGCUGCUUGUGAAAUUUUUUCUCGGGACUCCAUGGAGAAAUUCAAAGCAAUAUCACUUACACCAACGGUGCUGAAAGAUCCUCAUCGCUGGUUAGCAGAAACAAAGACUAAGCUUCAGUGGCUAUGCGAGGAGGUAAAGGAGAGAGAAAGUAAGGAAAAAAAGCUGCGACGCUACUUGCUGCAGAGCCAAGAACAGCUCAAGCACUUUACACAGAUAAAGGAGGCUGAACAUCAGUCUCUCUUUAAACAUAUGAAAAAGCAAGAAAAACUUUUGGAAGAAGUUCACAGAGAAAAAAGAGAGCUACUAGAGAAGACUCUCAGAAGAGAGGAAGAAAUUGGAGCUCUCCAGGAACGCAUUAUGGCCUUAGAAGUGAGUACUCGAGUAGCUUUAGACCAUCUGGAGUCUGUUCCUGAGAAACUGAGCCUGUUAGAAGAUUUCAAAGAUAUUGGAGAGUCCCAUUGCCGAAGGGAGAUGAUUGAGGAAAGGUAUACGAAGUAUAAAGAAAUAGUGAGUUCUCUACAGCAACAACUGGAAGAUUCAAAUCAAAAAGUCCAACAAUUCAAGCCAUCUUGUUCUUCUGAUGUGAAAAUGGAUGCUGAAAUUUCUGAUAUAGAAGUGGCUGCUCCCACUUCUAGUUGGCAAACUCAAAACAGCUUUUUGUCCAGCUCACCGCUCUCAGAUUCAGGUUCACAUAUGAAAAGAAUGGUUCCUUUUGAUACAAGUGCCACCAAGGAAGAUUCCAUUAAUGUUGCUGUCAGUGAAAUGAAGCUGCAAGCAGAAAGAGGGAAGCAGUAG
This is a messenger RNA of Pygoscelis adeliae (Adelie penguin), 3261 nucleotides long. RefSeq names its product centrosomal protein 128kDa (gene CEP128). NCBI's taxonomy places the organism in Eukaryota, Metazoa, Chordata, Aves, Sphenisciformes, Spheniscidae. The record is from RefSeq and is a predicted model, not a curated record. The transcript is spliced from 25 exons. The coding region runs from base 1 to 3261 and encodes 1086 amino acids.